GGAGAGAAUUGUUCCUGUGCAGGAAGAGCAUUGAGGAAUAUUAUUAUUGUUCAGGCAGCUGACCUGAUAAAGGACAGAGUGAACCUCAAGGGGUUUUACAGGAGAAGCUGUGUUGGAUCAGAAUUGGUAGACUGGCUUCUGGAACACUGUCCUUUUGUCCAGUGCAGAUCUAUGGCCAUAGGGGUUUGGCAGCUCCUACUGGACAUGGGAAUCAUGUCAUCAGUGGACCAGCACUUAUGCUUUCAAGAUACCUAUGUUUUCUACCAGUUUUCAUCUGAUGAGUGUAGCUACUUGUACUGUGAAUUUGAAAGAGAAGAGGAAUGGCAGAAUGGUGUCAAACUGUUACUGCAGCUUGUGCCUCUCAUUCCCAGUAGAGCUGGCAUCUGUGAACUGUCUCAUCAGAAAAUGGAAGACUCAGAAGAAAGCAGCGAUGAAAUUCUCGCUCGUCUAACGUCUGCGGUGCAGAGAGAACUAGCAGCAGUUAUUGCUUUGAAAGCGAGGAAGUCUGCAGUUGAACGAGAUGAAGACAACAAUGGCAAACACGUAACUGUGACAGAGGCUGAAGGUGUUCCAGGUCCCCAGGCAGGGGUGAUGUGCAAGCUUCAGGAGAAAGAUGAUAUCGGGCGAAUUGAACUGGUCCAGAAGCUGGCAAGAGAAAACUGUCAGUGUUUGCAGACGGACAAAAAAGAACAGGAGAAAUCCGAACACGAUGAUGAAGUGACGACCAUUCAGGUUAAGGAGCAGGACCAGAAUGUCCUGGUGCUGAAGAAAGUGCAGAGCUGCCGCCCAGCCCCCCAGGCGGGGAGUGUGGAGAGUGAUUGGAGAUACGUGGUUGUGUCUGGGACCCCGGAGAAGAUUUUGGAGCACCUUUUGAAUGACUUGCACCUGGAAGAAGUCCAGGACAAAGAAACAGAGACCCUCCUUGACGACUUCCUUCUCACGUACACGGUCUUCAUGACCACUGACGACUUGUGCCAGGCGCUGCUGAGGCACUAUUCUGCUAAGAAGUUUCAAGGCAAAGAAAACUCAGAUGUUCCUUGUCGGAAACGUAAGGUCUUGCAUCUUGUUUCCCAGUGGAUUGCUCUGUACAAAGACUGGUUACAUGAAGAUGAACAUUCAAAAAUGUUUUUAAAGACCAUUUAUAGGAAUGUACUGGAUGAUGUAUAUGAAUAUCCAAUACUUGAAAAAGAACUGAAAGAAUUUCAGAAGAUACUUGGAAUGCACCGUCGGCACACUGUUGAUGAAUAUUCACCACAAAGGAAGAAUAAAGCCCUUUUCCACCAAUUCAGUCUGAAGGAGAACUGGCUCCAGCACAGAGGAACUGUGACUGAAACAGGGGAAUUUUUUUGCCACGUCUAUGUAACGGAGCACUCCUAUGUCAGCGUGAAGGCAAAAGUAUCCAGUACAGCCCAGGAGAUCCUGAAAGUGGUGGCAGAAAAGAUCCAGCAUGCGGAAGAGGAUCUGGCUCUGGUUACCGUCACAUUCUCUGGGGAAAAGCAUGAACUCCAGCCAAAUGACUUGGACAUCUCCAAAUCCCUUGAUGCAUCUGGUCGGAUAUUUGUCUACCGGAAAGACCUGGCUGACACUUUGAACCCGUUUGCAGACAAUGAGGAAUCACAGCAAAGGUCGGUUAGGAUUUUGGGAAUGAACACCUGGGAUCUGGCUCUGGAAUUAAUGAAUUUUGACUGGAGCCUCUUCAAUUCAAUUCACGAGCAAGAGCUGAUCUACUUCACAUUCAGCAGACAAGGAGGUGGGGAGCACACAAUGAACCUCAGCUUUCUGCUGCAGAGAUGCAAUGAAGUCCAGCUCUGGGUGGCCACGGAGAUUCUGCUCUGCAGCCAGCUGGGCAAGCGAGUGCAGCUGGUGAAAAAAUUCAUCAAAAUUGCCGCUCACUGCAAAGCACAGAGAAACCUGAAUUCUUUCUUCGCUAUUGUGAUGGGUCUCAACAUUGCUUCCGUCAGCCGGCUGUCCCAGACCUGGGAGAAAAUCCCUGGAAAGUUUAAGAAGCUUUUCUCUGAACUUGAAAGUUUAACAGAUCCUUCCCUGAAUCACAAAGCCUACCGAGAUGCAUUUAAAAAGAUGAAGCCUCCCAAAAUCCCUUUCAUGCCCUUAUUGCUUAAAGAUGUAACAUUUAUUCAUGAAGGAAAUAAAACGUUUUUGGAUAAUCUUGUCAAUUUUGAAAAACUGCAUAUGAUUGCAGACACCGUCCGAACCCUGAGACACUGCAGGACUAACCAGUUUGGAGGUGACAUGUCUCCAAAAGAGCACCAAGAGUUGAAAUCCUAUGUUAAUCACCUCUACGUCAUUGACAGCCAGCAGGCCCUGUUCGAGCUCUCACACCGGAUCGAGCCGCGGGUGUGAGCCCCACCGCCCCGGGAGCUCUGGGAAUGGCAGUGCCAAGCACAUUGCUUUCCUGCGAGAACAGAAGUUGCUGAGUUUUAUCAGUAUAUCACAGGACACACACAGGAAAGCCAGCCCCAGCAUACUGGGGAAGUGAUGUCAGCCGCCAGAGGUGGGGAAAGGCUGCUCUCAGAAGGAGGAGGCAGAAAGAGAGUCAGAAGCUUUCUUGAAAUGGAGAAGUCUGGUUUCUUCUGAUCCACUUUGUUGAGCCAGUCCAGUUUUCACUUUGAGAUGUGCCAGCGUCAAGAUGAGAGCACGUGUCUUGUCACACAGUGACCCAGUAUCUCAGUUAGAGUGUGCAUGAGACAGGGAGGAGUUUUACUUUGCCUGGAAGGAUUACUGUUGAUAGGCAGUCAGGAAAGAGCUCAUUUGAACCCCUGAAGACAGUGAUGGCAUCUCUAGAUUUCCAGGGAGAAGGAGUGGUCUCUGUCCAUAUGAACUAUGACAUCACCAAAAGCCACUUGUGUCUAGGGAGUUGGUGAGGACUGGCGCUGGCAUCUCAGCUCUGAUCUCCAGAAGAGAAAUAUCAAGGCAUGCAUUUCUUUGCAUCCACAGCCACUUAUGGAUGUAUGCUUGCAGGUGAAAUUCGUUUCUGCACAGCUGACUUACAACUGUAGGCAAGUUAGACUAAGAUGCUUUGCCAGUACGGAAAAAUAGUCAUCUUUAAGAAAUUAACUCAUUGUUUAAUUUCUGGGGAUUUUCUUUACACAUGCAAGCAGGUUCUCAUCUCUCCUUGGAUACAAUAUGAUUUUCAAAAAAGCACAAUGCCUGAGACACUGUAGGCACUCUGAAACUGUUUUCUGAGUGACGGAAUCGUAGCGGUCUUCCCUCUUGUGCCUGGCGGUGCCCUCCUGUUUUGCAUGCCUUUGGCAGCCUCAUGCCCUGACUGUGGAUUGAGAACAGCUAGCACAGGGAUGUUAAGUGGGAUUUGAUGUGUGAAGCCCUUGGCAACCUCUAGAGAAGAGCAAGGGAUAGUGAUGAUUGCCUGUCUUUCAGCAAAUGAAAAAAGUCCCCAAAUAUCCAAACGUCUGAUUUAUGUUGGACAUUUAGAAGUCCUGUAGUCCACCUCCCAACCAAGGCAGGGAGCCUCUCUAUAAUUUGCCUUUUUUUUCCCUCAAAGUCUGAGAGUCUUUUAAGUCUCUAUUUAUUCCCAUUUUUACAGGUUGGGGUUCCUACAGUAAUUAAGACCUCUUGCUGUUCUCAGGAACUGGUUAGAGGAUAUCCCUCAACCUUCAAAUGAACAGAAAAGCCUGUGGGGUGCAGUAAUGAAAUCCACCCCUGCCAGCUAGAUCCUUGUCCCUUUGCUAAAACAUAAGGGCCCUGCUUCACAUACUAGCUCCAUUCAUUUCCCUCACGGGCACCCCUGGUGCCCCCGUCGCUGCUCCUGCCUGGCCAUCUCCUCGGUGCCCGUACAGAACCGCUUGCUUUUGUCUCAUCAGCACCUCAUUACGAAGCUGUGUCUGAUGCUUUCUGACGCCUUUAUGGCAGUGCUGUUUCCUGGGCUCGGGAACCACACUGAGCUUGAGAGAUCACUGGAAGGAGCUGCACAGAGAAAAUUUGGGGUAGAACUUUCAAAGAGACUCAGUCUGUUCCAGCAUGUCACGCUUCAGUCCAGAAAAUUAACGAGGGUUUAUAGAAAGGCACCAUGCAGGGCUGGUCCACUCAGAGAAAUGCUGCAGGCUGCUGGGAAUGGAAUGAGACCCAUUGGAGGAGAUCAGAGCCAUCAGAACCAGGGAAAGGCGACAUCUUUUACUGCUGAUCAAACACUGGAAAAGCUCUUCCCUUGGGAGCUACUGAAGAUGGUGUGGCCUUACAGCCCGGUGUGUCUUCUGGCCUUUUCUCUAUGCCAGGGAGUAGCAUUUGGCCAGUCUCAUCACAUGAGGCCAUUGUGAUCUUGUCUCUGUGUUUUACAAUUUAAAUUGUUAUUCAUAUCCAAUCUACAUUGCUCCAACUAAAACUAUUUCAGUUGCUCCAGUGGAGAACAGUUUCAACCCAGCACCUGCUGCUUAGACCUCAGUUCAAAUACAUCCAUGGCCAAAUGAACCCACACGUACAUCGUGCUGAAAAGCAUUGUGAGGGUGAAGUCAGAGUAUCCCACAUGGUAGGGGUGGAAACAGGCGGGGGGGAAACUGGUGCUUGUCUGUGUUUCCUGCAGCCGAGGUCCUGUGGCUCUCGGGGCAGCAAAAGGAAAGGAGGAUUUUGUUUAGUCUAGAUAUGCUUUCCACCCCUGUCUUCUGAAAGUCAGUAUCUCCAAAUUGUUCUGAAGUUUAACAUCUGUCUUGAGAGGUUUCCCAGGCAGCAGCUCUCAGAAAUUUCCGAAGCUCUGAGAAGACUUAAAUGUGGAAUUUAAAGAAUUCAAAGCAGAAUCGUGGGAACCAGAAUUAGCACAGCAUGAAAUUCUUUCUGGUGAAUGUGAGCUGUCCAAGUGAGCAGGCUGCACGGGACUGAGGCAGGGUCCCUGUUGAUGGGGAUGGGUCAUAUUCCUUCUCCAAGUGUCUGCCAAGGCUUCUUUGGAAUAGGUUUUGUUCUGGCCAGAAGGGUGGGCUGGAAGACAUCUAAGCUCCUUUCCAGCUCUAUUAGAUUUUCACCAUCACAUGAAAUCUCCAUUCACUCUGAAAAAUCUCCUGUAAUCUGCCACCUUCACCAGCAAGUGGUGCACAGCACUUCUAAGCAGGUUUCUUCUUGCUACAGCACAGCUCUCAGACAGUCCUGUGGGUCUUUGGAUUUGUCAGUAUUCCAGCAAACCAGCCCUCUUAGAAGUCAGCACAGGACAGGUUCCUAUGGGCAAAGUCACAGCUUUUCCAAAAUGUAAAAAAUUUUUCCCAUAAACAUUUACAGAUGCUCCAAAGACUACAGUGUUUUAAAUUCACUCAUUGUUAUAAUGUAUACAGUUGCCAAAUGGUUGUAGUGAUAAAUAUUGUGGCCUGCAUUACUUUAUUCUAGUGUCUGUUUAGAAUAAACUCAUUUUCCUAGACCCCUAUCCACAAGCAAGUCAGGUGGAGCAUACAUUAAACUCAGAAGCACGAGGAUAAAGUGAAACCCUGCGCCUCCCAGUUUGUAGGGAGGUGUUAACGCUACUGCAUAGUCACCUCCAAGCAGGGAGAAACGGUUGCAUGAAAGAGAGGUUGCCAGUAGCUUCUGACCCCUGGGGCUGGGCUUUCUCUGCUGCCCCAGCCCAGCCCCGUCACUUUGUCAUAAGCAUCAUACACCACAGUCCCAAGCUUAGUGUCCCCAGUGGCACAGCUAAUCCAAGCUGCUCAGAAACUAGGCAAAACAUUAAGAUAGGGAAGAUCAGGUCCACUGCAGUUGUCUAACAUGGAGUUUCUUUUAAACGCUUCAAAGACGUGUCCUUAAAAUUUCAGCCUGCUUCGUAACGAGUGGGCCAUUGUGCUUAAAACCAGUAGGGGAAGAAAAAGGUUUUAAAAAUUGCCAAAAAGUUAGAAAGUGUACUACUGUAUAAAGCAAAGCUGUACAUACUAAACAUUUUUUAGCAGAGUAUUUAUUUGCAUAGCCUAUUUAUUGUAUUCGUAUGACACUGUUAUUAAAUACUGGGAUGAAAUGGAUGACCUGAAACAAGGACUCUUGCCUUUUAGUGCGUCAUUAAAUAAGACUGCUGUGACACUGUAAGCUUGCGUUAACAAUUAGAAGAUAGAAAACCCGCCAUCAGGGUGUCUGUCUAACUUCUCAGGGACUACACUGCGUAGUUUUCCACCAUUAGUAGAGCUGGUAAAUAUGAAACACAUGUGGAAUUACCAGAAUUGCCAUUAACAGUAUUUUCUCUCAUAUUUCAUGCUUUCUGCUUCUGUAUAUAUGACUGUGCUGUGUAUUUAUCAAAGCUAGUAAGCAAUAAUUUAUAUGUAAAAAUGGCCAAGCAAUAUAAGGUGAAAACUUACGUAAGUCACUGUUACCUUAUCUUGUAUUUUCAAGUGUUUUUUUUUAAACCGCUUUUCCAAAUAUAAGAUUAUGUUAAAGAUGCCA
Messenger RNA from Vicugna pacos (alpaca), 6378 nucleotides. The record is from RefSeq and is a predicted model, not a curated record. Lineage: Eukaryota; Metazoa; Chordata; Mammalia; Artiodactyla; Camelidae.